AUGUCGAGAAAAAGAUUUAAAAGACGUUCGACGAUACUAAAAUAUUUGUCUUUGUGGAACAAAGGGAUAUCUCAAAAAUGGCGGCGUUUAAGACGACGCUGCACAUCUUUUACCACCGGUUCCUCCGUCAAUAAUUAUAUUUCAUCUCAAGGUCAUCUUCACAGAGAAUCUCUAUUAGAUUUAGAUGCGACGUGUGACGUACCGGUAAUAAGACGAAAUAGCGGUGGUAGCAGUAGCGGUUCGAUUGUCAUAACACCGAAACGAGUUAUGCCACCGUCUAAAGACAACGAUGUUUUUCCAAAAUCCGAUACAUUAUCUUUGGAUGGAAGUUUUCUUUCGCCGAAACCACCGAAAAGUAAAAGUUCGAGCGAUAAAAUAUUAUCAGACGUACAGCAAAUGUUACGUAGCAAAUUGAAUAGAAUACAUGCCGGACUAAGAAAACGACGAGCCGUAUCGAUACACGAAGUUCAAACAAACAGAGCACAACAGCAUCCGAUAUUUUACGUGCCUUUACCAUUAAACUCAUCUAGUCAAAACGGUAGUAGCAUUCACGACAAUAUAGUCGAAAGAGACGACGAAAACGAUGAUGACUGUACCGGUCACCUGAGUUUACCACCGUUUGCAUUUCGAGAUUCGAACGAUAAAGUAAAUUACGAAUUAAAUAGUAAAACCUCGAGUGUGUGCUCAUCCGGAAGAGGAACUUGUGCGUCUGACGAUGGCGACAGAAGGAGCACAUCGAGUAAUAGGUCUUUAGCUUCCGGUAAAGACGUUAACGAAAACGGAGAUUACACGUGGGGUAAAGACAACGGAUAUCACAGCAUCGAAAUACAACAACAACAACAACAACAAUACGAUCGAGUUUAUUGUGAUAAAUGGACGAGUCCGACGAGAGAUAAAAUCACGUCAAACGAUAUAUUAAACGAUCAUAAUCGUUUCGAUUUUAUACACGCAUCCGAAAAAAGGAAUAAUGUUAAAUUUGCCGUUAACGAAUCAACGAAAAACAUGGAAACUCCUGUUACGAAAUUUUGCAGAGCGAGAUUAUCCGAACAUUCGAAAAAUCAUCAUUAUUUAACUUCGAGAUUCAGUGCAUGCGAACCUUCUAAAAAUUUCUUUCACAUCGGAAGUCCCAUAACGAAUCGUUUCAUCACGUGUCAAACGUUUACAGAUUCUGGACCAUCUUCUCUUCCGUACAGCAUACAAGAAAAUUCAAAUUACGAUAACGAUAAAAAAUUAUUAAAUCCUUUACCCAUAUUGGAAGAUUUACCACCGAAAGGUGAUAGAAAGAUGACUUCUUCUGCUGCUUUAUCUCAAGCUUUGAGAAAUAGAACUAGAUCGCAAUCACCUUUAAAAAAAGGAAUAAAAAAUUAUUGUAAAAAAAACGUUUGGGAUAAUAAUAAUGAUGAUAAAAAUGAAGAGAAAAAUUUUGAAGAAAAUGAUAACACAUCGUUAAGAAUUAACGGCAGUAGAGAAAAUUUACCGUUGAAAUUAGAUUCGGAUAGUGCAGACGAUGAAAAAGAAAGUAGUAAAUUUUGCACACUUCCAAGACAUGGUAAAGGAUCCGGAUUUUCAAUAUUAACCGUUACAUUUACAAAAGGACCAGGACAAAAAGGUUUAGGUUUUAGUAUUGUCGGAGGAAGGGAUUCCCCUAAGGGUCACAUGGGAAUUUACGUUAAAACGAUAUUUCCAACGGGACAAGCAGCCGAAAGUGGAGCUUUAAAAGAAGGUGACGAAAUAUUAGCAGUUAAUCAAAAACCUUUUCACGGUUUAAGUCAUCAGGAAGCCAUAAACGUAUUUAAAGAAAUUAAAAAUGGCGCCGUACAAUUACACGUUGGAAGACGACAGUACAAAAAACGUUGA
Pediculus humanus corporis (human body louse) is the source of this 1857-nucleotide messenger RNA. Its product is annotated as pdz domain protein arc, putative. Lineage: Eukaryota; Metazoa; Arthropoda; Insecta; Psocodea; Pediculidae. The transcript is spliced from 4 exons. Gene Ontology annotation, molecular function: protein binding. The coding region runs from base 1 to 1857 and encodes 618 amino acids. The record is from RefSeq and is a predicted model, not a curated record.